Messenger RNA from Dreissena polymorpha, 2250 nucleotides. RefSeq names its product dynein regulatory complex protein 10-like. Gene Ontology annotation, molecular function: protein binding. NCBI's taxonomy places the organism in Eukaryota, Metazoa, Mollusca, Bivalvia, Myida, Dreissenidae. The coding region runs from base 248 to 1771 and encodes 507 amino acids. The record is from RefSeq and is a predicted model, not a curated record. The transcript has 4 exons.
CCUAGCAUUAAUAUCAAACAAAACAGGUGUUGUCAGGUGCGAAAAAUGGCCGAGGAAACGUAAUGAUAAGAGGUCGAAUACAGAUUUUUCUUUGAAAUCAAACUAAAUAACAGAAAAUUAGAUCAAAAGUAAACUGAAUAAAGAGUGGCUGCUUGUUACGAUGUGUGAACUUGCAUAUCAACUGAGAUCAAUUUACUAAUAUUUCUUCUUAUAUUUGUGAACUGAAGUUGCCAAAGCUAAAGACAAAAUGGCGACAGCAGCGAUGGCAAGGACGAUGACUGAAACGAUCGGUAUAGAACCAACUCUGCAGAUGAAACUACAGAUGCCUAGCCUGCAGUCAAAGAAUGGUGAGAGCAAUAACAAACUCAGAAAUAGGUUAAGGCUGGAUCCAUCUCGUGCUUUGGAACCAGGCAGAAAGAAGAUAGCAACAAUUGAGGCACAGAGGAUUAUGUCAGUCUUUGAAGACACAAUUAUGAAGUCUGAGGUUGUUACUCUAUUACCAUCUAUUGUAGAUAAUCUAGAUAGGUUUCGUGUAAGCUUUGGCAGUGAGCUGUCAGACCUCAUUGAACAUCAUGGUGUUGUUCUUGGCAGUUAUGAAGACAUUAAAAGGGCGCUUGACAAACAGUUUCUUAAGAAUGCUAAGAAGUCAAAAGUCGGUGAACAGAAAACAGCUUCUCCACCAGUAUAUACUGAAGAUGAACCAGAAGGCAACCAGAUGCUUGAUGAUAUGGAUCCAGCUGCAGCAGUGGCCGUCACUCCAUCACAGAAGUCUGGAUCAAGGUCCGUGUCUCGAUCUAGUGGCGGCAGUUACCAGGAUAGGCCCUCAAGCACAGGCAGUGUUGGUUCCAACUUCAGCAUGGACAGCCAGAUUGAAAGAACAGUACGAAGCUUGACAAUGGUUGCACAGCAGAUCAAUACAUCCAGCAAGAACAUUUUGCGAGGAUUCCAGGCCAAUCCGUCAGCACUAAAUACUGUGAAACAGGAAUAUGGGAGACGUGGACAGUCUGCUAGGGCGUUCAUUACCUACAUGAAUGAACUUAAGGAUAUUCUAAUGAAUAAACUUUUAACUACCCCUGAAGAAGAAAAGGAGAGGAUGAACUACCUUCAAGAAAUAUCGACAAGAGAGCGUAAUAAUGCAUCGAUUAUUGAAAAACUAGAAGCUGAGCUUAAAGCUGCCCAGGAUGAUAAAGAUGAAGAGAUAAGAAAAAAGAACGAUGUUAUUAGAGGCCUGCAAGCUGAUCUUCGCCAGAUACAGAAGUUUUCUGAAGAUCACAUUCGUAGAGUUAACUCAGAGGCAGACAAACAGAAAGCUGCAGACAAGAAGAAUAGCGAAGGGAGAAAACAGAGACUUCAGCAGGAGUUGGCCCAACUUCAGACUGAGAAACAAAACCUUGUAACUGAGCACAGAGAAAAUGAGCAAGAUCUUCGAAAGAAAAAGUUUAAGAUCGAGACUGAGGUUGAAAACUGGAUACAGCGUUAUGACCAAGAUAUGGGUGAAAGACAGGAUGAAUACGAGGAAAUCGACGAGGUCUACACGCAGGAGAAGACUCAACUGCACGAACUGGAAGAGAGAUUCAAGACACUCGAGUCUGAGUACCAGACAAUCAUGGAGGAGAGGCGCCUGGCACGUGAACGUCGUGAAGCUGCUGAACGCGAGCUUGCCCUUAUGGUUAAAGCAUCGACGACCAUUCAAGCAUUCUGGCGAUCGUUUAAGGUUCGUAAGGCACUCAAGGCUCGCAAGAAGAAGGGUGGAAAGAAGAAGAAAGAAUAAGUGGUUGAUAAACGUUUGGAAGUGCAUUUGCUUUUGAGAAACUUCCCAUGUUUCAUGCUAUUGAAACAAUUUUCGUAGAAUUAAAAAUGUCAAGAUAGAAUUCCAGACUUAGCAUUAAACGAUCUAAAACUUUUACACUAAAAUUGUCAUGUUCUUGGCACUUUUUAUUACAAAUGAACACAAAUGUAAGCAUUUGUGUUUGAUACUCAUCAGAUUUUGUUUGCAUACAUUCUUGAAAAGUGUUGUGUUUGUUCAUCUUUAAGUAGAUUACUCUUUGACUCUUGUGUCAUGAUUGUUAAAAUAAGUGUGAAUGAUUUUUGCGUUAAUUUAACUGCAUACAUUAAUUCUUUUCUUUUUUCUUGGUCUAUAUUUACCUUUAUUUUGUCUGUGAUAGCUGUUAUAUGAAAUAAUGGGCUAAAUAGAAAUUAUAAUAACGCAACUUGUGUUGUGAAUUGUUUAUAAACUGAUAAAACCAUGAA